AGCGUGGCAGAGCUUCGAGUUUCCGACGGACACGUUACUCCCGGGCAUGAAGAUAGGAUGGGACCUGACGACCGGGAGCAACUACAACCUCACGGCAUGGACGAGCGAGAGCGACCCGGCGCCGAAUGGCUACACGAUGAGCAUCGACCAGAGCGGCGACCCGCAGUUGGUUGUAACGGACGGCCCGCGACUGCACUGGCGAGGCGGCCCGUGGAACGGCAACCGGUUUAGCGGCAUCAGUGGCGUGCAACGCUACCGCACCAUCGGCUUCGGCUUCAACUACGUGGCGAAUCCCCACCAACUCUUCUUCUCCAUGUACUUGAACGACACAUCGAUCAUCGAUAGGCUUGUGAUGAACACCUCAGGCGCCGUGCAGCACUACAUCUGGAUCGAAGACCGGCAGAUAUGGUCGCUUGAGGGGUUCGUGCCGCAGGAUGAAUGCGACAGCGUGGCCCGAUGCGGCCCCAACGGCGUCUGCUACCCGGGCGGGUCGACGAUGUGCACGUGCCUGCAGGGCUUCACCAGUCCGAAUAACAGCGUCGAAUUGGACGGCUGCGUCAGGCUCACGGCAUUGGACUGCGUCAACGGCGCCGAUGGGUUCGUGGCGCAGAUCAGCGUGAAGCUUCCCGACACGUCGACGGCGACGGUGGACUGGAGUAUGGUGAGCCUCGACGAGUGCAGGGUCCGCUGCUUUAGGAACUGCUCCUGCACCGGCUACGCGCAGGCCAACGUCAGCGGCAGUGGCAACGGAUGCGUUCUCUGGUGGACCAAUCUACUGGAUAUCAAGUCCAACGACGGCGGAACAGGGCAGGAUCUCUUCGUCAGAGUAGCAGCAGCCGAUCUCCCAAGCACAUCGGCAAAGCCUGGUCAUGGGAGUCGUGUGGUUGCAGUCAUUGUGGCCCCUGCUCUGGCUGUUUUUCUACUGGCAUUCAUUGUUUAUUGGACUUGCUGGAGGAAGAAGAAACAUGGCAAUUAUUUUGAUGAUGAGACUCAAGAGGAGGAUUUGGACCUACCAAUAUACGAUCUAGACACCAUUGCAGAAGCCACCAAUAACUUCUCAGAAAGCAACAAGCUUGGACAGGGAGGUUACGGGCCAGUAUACAAAGGUAAGCUUAAGGAUGGACAAGAGAUAGCUGUGAAGAGGCUAUCGAUGACAUCAACUCAGGGUGCCCAUGAGUUCAAAAACGAGGUAACGGUGAUUGCUAAGUUACAACAUCGAAACCUUGUUCGACUUCUCGGAUGUUGCAUCGAAGCAAGGGAAAGGAUGUUGAUCUACGAGUUCAUGCCUAAUGGAAGCUUGGAUGCCCUUCUAUUUGAUAAGGCAAAAAGUGGAUUGCUGGAUUGGAAAACACGAUACAACAUCAUAGUUGGGAUCGCUCGAGGAAUGUUGUAUUUGCACUAUGACUCUAGGCUAAGAAUCAUCCAUCGAGACAUGAAAGCUAGUAAUGUUCUUCUCGACAAGGACAUGGAUCCUAAAAUAUCAGACUUUGGACUAGCGAGGGCAUUUAGAGGUGACGAUGCAGAAGUUAAUACAAUGAGAGUUGUUGGAACCUAUGGAUACAUGUCACCGGAAUAUGCUAUGAAUGGGACGUUCUCAAUGAAAUCUGAUGUAUUUAGUUUUGGUAUAUUGAUACUUGAGAUCAUAAAUGGUAGAAGGAAUAGAGGUGUUCAUAACUCUCCAUUCCAUAUGACUCUUCUUGAUCAUGUAUGGAACUUGUGGAAAGAUGGUGAAGCAUUGAAGUUUGUCGACGAAUCAAUUGUACAUUUGUUUGUAACAAGCGAGGUGUUGAGUUGUAUAAAAUGUGGACUUUUAUGUGUCCAAGAGCGACCGACAGAUAGACCAACAAUGAAUAGAGUAUUAAAAAUGCUAGACAUUGAUGUUUCACUUUUGCCAGAACCAAGUCCGCCUGGAUUUGUAAAUUUAAGAGGCCCUUUGGAGUUUGAAUCCUCAUCAACAAGUAAAUCAUACUUCGUAAUGAAUGAUGUUUCAUGAUAUUUCAGAUACAAUACUCCAAGGUCGUCGAUGGAUGCAAAACUAGUUUGAUAGUUUGGUAAUACGAUUUAAAUGUGUAUUUGUUAAAGUCUUGUAAUGUAAGGUGUUUUUCCUAAGUUGUAUUUGUAUAU
Zingiber officinale is the source of this 2124-nucleotide messenger RNA. RefSeq names its product receptor-like serine/threonine-protein kinase SD1-8. The record is from RefSeq and is a predicted model, not a curated record. NCBI's taxonomy places the organism in Eukaryota, Viridiplantae, Streptophyta, Magnoliopsida, Zingiberales, Zingiberaceae. Bases 47 to 1993 code for a protein of 648 amino acids. Gene Ontology annotation, molecular function: ATP binding; protein kinase activity. Gene Ontology annotation, biological process: protein phosphorylation; recognition of pollen. The transcript has 7 exons.